Messenger RNA from Perca flavescens (yellow perch), 891 nucleotides. RefSeq lists its product as uncharacterized. The transcript is spliced from 4 exons. Gene Ontology annotation, biological process: cell surface receptor signaling pathway; T cell costimulation; positive regulation of T cell proliferation. The coding region runs from base 132 to 770 and encodes 212 amino acids. The record is from RefSeq and is a predicted model, not a curated record. Gene Ontology annotation, cellular component: external side of plasma membrane. NCBI's taxonomy places the organism in Eukaryota, Metazoa, Chordata, Actinopteri, Perciformes, Percidae.
GUUUCCCAAAACCGGAAAGAUGAGGAGGCAGUGGGAACUUGCCCUAAGAAGGGACUGUUUUGUUGCCUCUGACAGGACACUGCUCUGCAGUGAGCACUUCAGGAGUCAGGAGUUUGACAGAACGGGGCAUAAUGUCCGGCUUAAAGAUGGUGUUGUGCCAACCAUUUUCAACUUUCCAGCUCAUCUUUAAUGGGGAGAAGAUGAUCUGCAGCAUCCUGCUGCUCAUCAUCCUGACCUCCUGUGUCUCUGGAACAUUAGUAGUGAAUGUGACCCAGACCUCCUAUCAGGCAGAGGAGAACCAGCACAUCACACUGGAGUGGACCUUCACAACCAACCCUCACACUUCCUCCAACUCUCUUUCUAUCUUCUGUGAACUGUUAACUGAUCUCAGACCCUCAGUCCUGUUUCAUCUCCAUGAAGGAGUUGAGGUCCCAGAGUCUCAGGAUGAACAGUUUGCAGGACGAGUCCAGUGGGACAAAGACGUCCUCAGAGAAGGACGACUCAGACUUCAUGUGUCCAGACUCAGGACUAGUGAUUCGGGACUGUACCUGUGUGAUGUGCUCACAAGUUAUGAGAGUAACUCUGGUAAAUGUUGGCUCAAUGUCACUGCAGCGAGGGAUCGGCCUGAACCUGAGACACCAAACACAACAAGUCCACCACAACCAGAGAGUCGGGAUAUGUUCCUAUUCUGCUAUUUAAUAAUCAUACGUGUAAUGUCUUUACUCUGUCUGUAUCUCCCCUGGUGGAUUUUGUUUCCAGCUGUUGCAUAAGACAAAAGUUCAGCAGGUGAAUCAGUGGAUACAGUUAACAUCUGUAAUGAGACAAAACUGUUAGAGAUCAUGUUUAUAGCAAAGAAACUCCCACACAAACUGUAAUAGUUGAUAAAAAACA